Molecule: messenger RNA, 1848 nt
Organism: Uloborus diversus
Lineage: Eukaryota; Metazoa; Arthropoda; Arachnida; Araneae; Uloboridae
Exons: 8
Coding region: 941-1771 (276 amino acids)
Source: RefSeq, a predicted model, not a curated record
AAAAAAGAAGGCGGAAAACUCUCCAGAAUGUGCCCAUGAAUAUUUAGGAGACAUGAUUGCGGCCAUUUUGACUUCAGCUUUUAUUCGCCGCGAAAUCAACUUUUUAUUCCUUUUGAGCGGAUUUACUGAAGUCUAUGUAUGGAAAUGCCUCGGAAAUAUGACAUGCAUGUUCGAGGCGCCUGGGAACUCCGCCCCUUAUCCUCAGAUGUGAACUGCUAAUGGAGAAUUUCCCCGAGGGGAGACGUUGGCUGCUAUUGGCAAGAAUGGUAGCCGUUUGUUGAUCCUGGUGGUUCCAAGAUUUUAACAAUGAAUGAAAGAAGACCUAAACAUACAUUACGAAGAAGUAGAAGAUUGAGUCAGAUUUUAUCAGCAAAAUCUCCUUCAAAAAAGUACAUUACUCCAAAAAGUUCAAAUAAAAAACGUUUGAAGGCUAAAAGACAAUCCAACAGUCCGCACAAGAAUUCAGAUGAUGCUGACAUUUUGCUUGGAAAUGGUAUUACCAAGCAACUGAUGAUUUUAACAAUGAGUGAAGGAAAAACCAACUGUAAACCUAGAAGAAGUGCAAGAUUGAGCCAGAUUUUUUCAGCAAAAUCUCCUUCAAAAAAGAGCACUACACCUAAAAGUUUAAACAAAAGAAAAAAAUUGAAAGCUAAAAGGCGUCCCCUUGGUAGACGAAAGAAUUUAGUCGAAUUUGACGUUUUGCUUGGUUCUGGAAUUUGCCCACCUGGUCUCAAACCCCAGCAAUCAGUUGGCGUAUCAAGAAAAAGGAAAAUAAGUUGUAACGAAUCUAUUUUGGAUAGAAAAGCAUCUUUAAGAAGCAAAAGGUUGUGUUCUGAGCUUAAAACAUCACAAAAAGAUAGAAAUGUAUCCAAAAGUGCUCUGAAACCUGCAAUACCUAAUAAAAAAAGAGGCUCCAAAAAAAGCCAAAAGCCUAGAACAAAUGAAUUGGUUAACAACUCAAUUAUAUCUUCACCUGACAGUGCCAUGCCUGUUAGCUAGUGUCCUGCCAACUCCCGUUCGGCGGAGUGGAAAAAGGUCUAACAAUGUGGAUGGCAUUCCUUUAGAUGAUUUGCUUUUUGUGUCAAGCUCUCGUAAAAAGAAAUCUAAGGAUAUUACUUUAAGUUCAGGAAUUUGUAGUGUACAUAGCUCCUUUGUAUCAUCAUUUAACGCUUCUAACAACCUAAGCAAAGCUGAUGAUUUUGGUUUCACUUCAUCCUCAACUGUGGCUAGUACAAAUAGUUCAUUUAAAAUUCCAGCAACUAAGAAGUCCAGAAAGAGAUCUUUAAAGCACAGAAGACUAGUUCUUAAUGAGUUAAAUAAGCGCAAUGCAGGCCAUGAGGAUGACUUAUUGGAGAAUAUAAAACUCACUCCUUUAAAAAGAAUAUUUGAUCUGGACAAUGAAUCUGAGGCAUCCUGGAACAUUGCAACUCCAAAAUGUGGAUUUCAGUUAUCUCCCUUCUUACCCAAAAGAACUCCUGUUUUCAAGGAUUGUUUUAGUCCAACUGAGCUACGAAUUUCAAGGAAAAGGGCUGAAGAGUACAUGCAUAGAAAUAAAAAUAAGAAACCACUUCUUACAUCUCCUAAGGAUCUGCCCCAACGCAAACGUCCAGCAGAUAAGAGUGACGCAUUGGCAAUUAUUUCAAAACUUUCACAAGAGCAAAAAAAUAUUGAACGGUCAUUGAGAGAUGAAUUUUUGUCUGAUGAAGAGCAAGAAGAUGGCUAUAAUUCCGAAGAAGGAGAACUUAUCUUGAAUAAUUCAGUUACAUUUUGAAUUUCAUACAUAAAGAGAUAUAACAACUUUACUUUGUUUUCUCCAUUUGAUUCAUUUGUAUUUAUAAAUAAAUUUUC